AUGCAGCUGUCCUCGCCCUUCAACUCCGAGUGGACCUGCAGCAGCGAGUACAUCCGCAGCGGGACGCCCUCGCGCCGCGACGGCAUCUCCUACGUGCAGGAGAUGCACCACCGCCUCCGGGGCACCAGCUUCAUCCGCCAGACUGUGAGCUCGCUCAAGCUGAAGCCGAUCUGCAAGGAGACCGCCUACAUCUACUUCCACCGCUUCUUCAUGCUGCGCUCCUUCAAGAGCUGUGAUGCCAGUCGGGUGGGCCUCGCCUGCGUCUACCUCGCCUCGAAGUACGAGGACCACCCUGCCUUCAAGGAGCACAUGGUGCGCAUCUACCAGCUGCUGACCACCCGAAAGGACCUGACGAAGAAGGACAAGGAGUACGAGGAGAACUGCGACCGCCUGAUUCGCGACGAGAACCAGCUGCUGCAGGUGCUCGGCUUUGACGGCCUCGGCGUGCGCCACUUUCAGGUGCUGAUCGUCGAGUCGUCCUCGCAGACGCCCAUCACCGGCUUCUCCAAGGCGAUGUACAGCAAUGCCUACAAGAUCGCCAGCGAGAUGAACCGCCUGACGAUGCUCUGCGUGCAGUACCCCUCGCACAUUCUCGCCUGCGUCGCCAUCUUCCUCGCCUCGCUCUACCACGGCACUGUCCUGCCCGACGGCUGGACCAAUCGCGUGAAGGGCGCCGUGGCGGAGGACGUGCACCUGGUGACGAAGGUGGGCGACGAGAUCAAGGAGCGCCUGGCGCGCGACUCCGACCUGGUCAAGACGCUGCUCAGUGAUAACAAGGUGGUCUUUCCGCCGCCGCCGCAGCCGCCCAAACAGCAGCCGCAGCUCCAGCAGCAGUCGGCCAAGCCACACCAACAUCAGCAGCAACAAAGUCAGCACCAAUAUCAGCAUCAGCCGAAUCACUACCACCAGUCCUCGCAGCAGCAGCAUCAACACCAGCAGCAACCGAAUCACUACCACCAGUCUUCACAGCACCAACAUCAGCAGAAGCGACCUCACAAUGCGAUGAUGUCCUCCUCCUCUUCGGCUGCUUAUGCUCAGUUCAACAGCAGCGGCGGUAAUGGCGGUGGAAGUCACUACCGCGGCAACAACAACUUCAGCUACUCCGGAAACAGCUCAGGGGUGCCCAACACCAGCAUUUCGAACAGCAGUAGUCUGACUCGCGGUCACAACCACCACCACCAGGGCAAUCGCACCUUCAAUGUCGCCAAUGUCUACAACAACAACAACGGCGGUGGAAGCAUGCCCGACUUGAGUGGUAAUCGGGGCUACUGCGGCCACGGCGGUGGAAUCGCAAACACCACCACCACCAGCACCAGCAGCAACCUCGACUUUAGCCAGCAGAUUCUGUCCACCUUCAGCCCGGACAGCGCCUACUCCAGCAACAGCUCGCACUCGCCGCCGGAGAAGAAGCGAAAGAA
Rhagoletis zephyria (snowberry fruit fly) is the source of this 1418-nucleotide messenger RNA. Lineage: Eukaryota; Metazoa; Arthropoda; Insecta; Diptera; Tephritidae. The record is from RefSeq and is a predicted model, not a curated record.